This is a messenger RNA of Pyrus x bretschneideri (Chinese white pear), 689 nucleotides long. Its product is annotated as gibberellin-regulated protein 4. The transcript has 4 exons. The record is from RefSeq and is a predicted model, not a curated record. NCBI's taxonomy places the organism in Eukaryota, Viridiplantae, Streptophyta, Magnoliopsida, Rosales, Rosaceae. The coding region runs from base 120 to 446 and encodes 108 amino acids.
CCAAGUACCCACCACGCUUGAAUCUAAAUAACUCCAACUUCCUUCUCUUCUUGUUCACAUCUCCCUCCUCUUGUUCCUGAGGUUAUUUUUGCCAUUUCAGGAGGGGAUUGUCUGUAACAAUGGCCAUGGCUAAGUUCUUUGCUGCCUUGUCCUUGGCUCUCCUUGCCAUCUCCAUGCUUCAAACCAUGGUUUUGGCAAAUCAUGGGCAUGGAGGUCAUCACAAGGGCAAUAAUGCCUAUGGACCUGGGAGUCUCAAGAGCAGCCAAUGCCCGUCAGAAUGCACGAGGAGGUGCAGCCAGACGCAGUACCACAAGCCCUGCAUGUUCUUCUGUCAGAAAUGCUGCAAAAAGUGCCUGUGUGUGCCUCCUGGGUUUUACGGGAACAAGGCCGUGUGCCCUUGCUACAACAACUGGAAGACCCAGCAAGGAGGACCCAAGUGCCCCUGAUUAAUUGAUCCCUUAAUUAACUAUAUAUAAUAAUAAUAUAUAAUAUAAGUUACAUAUAUACAUGAAAUGUAUGAGUUCUCUUUUGAACUGGGUUUGUUCUGUUGAUUUGAGAAAGACUUGAAUUUGUCAUUGUCUUGCCAAUUUCCGGUCACUGAGAAAUUGGUUUGAAUUAGAGAAACCCUAAUAUGUAUUGUCAUGAAUGCAAUUUCUGGUUUUAUAAAUGGAAUAAUUUUUAUAUUAAAA